CAUUCCUCGGAUAGCUCCCCAUGUAGUGUAGUUGCUGCGGAGAAAGCGAAGUAGAGAAGACCGGACAGUGUUCUUGUCGUCGUUAUGGAGCUUGGCCUCUCGUAAGAGCACGGAGUAUCUUCUCUUCGCACCUUCAUGUCUCAGCUAAAGUCGACGGUUUUUCCGACAUGAGACCCAGUUUGUCCCGAGAGCUGCAAGAAUCUAACGGAGGAACCUCGUACCCGAACUGUGGGGUGCAACACGCCCUCUCCAGCCCAGUCCAGGACCGAAGAGCUCAACCAUGUUGGUCUCUCCUCAUAAGGAAGCACCUCGAGCAGGGCACGCCGAGGGAAGCAAUUCACGUGUAUAAAAAAUUUCGCUGCAAGGGAAGCUACACUGCAGGUCUUGUUCCUUUGGUAGCCAAAGCUUGCGCUUCUAUCGCAUUGCUUGGUCCAGCGAAAUCUUUGCACGCUGAAUCUGUCAAGUUCGGGUCUGAUCACGACGUCGUCGUGGGUACCUCGCUGGUUGGUUUGUAUGCCAAGUGUGGUGAUGUCGGCGAUGCGCGUAGGGUGUUUGACUUAAUGCCAGCGAGAAAUGUUGUGACGUGGAACGCUAUGCUCGGUGGAUAUUUGAGAAAUGGAGAUACGAAGUCAGCUUCAUGUUUGUUUGAACAGAUGCCAGCACGAAGCCAAGUGACGUGGGUCGAGAUGAUUGAUGGGUUUGCUAAGAACAGAGAUACAAUGACUGCUAGGAGGCUCUUUGAUCAGGUUCCCCAGGAGAUGAGGAAUGUAGUUACAUGGACUGUAAUGGUGGACGGAUACUCGAGCAAUGGAGAGAUGGAAUCAGCGAGGGAAAUAUUUGAAGAUAUGCCAGAAAGAAAUUUCUUUGUGUGGUCAUCAAUGAUCUCUGGGUAUUGCAAGAGAGGUGAUGUGAAGGAAGCUGAGGCGAUUUUUGACAGAAUUCCAGUAAAAAACUUGGUAAACUGGAAUGCGUUGAUUUCUGGAUAUGCCCAGAACGGAUUUUCGGACAAAGCAUUGCAAGCAUUUAGCCUAAUGCAAGCUGAAGGAUUAGAGCCUGAUGAGGUUACUGUGGUCGGUGCCCUAUCAGCCUGUGGUCAGUCUGGAUCAUUGGGUGUUGGUAAGAAAAUACACGAUAUGAUAAAGGAGAAGGGAAUUAAUCUUAACCAAUUUGUCUUGAGUGCGCUGGUUGACAUGUAUGCCAAAUGCGGGGAUAUAACAAAAGCAAGAUCAAUUUUUGAUGGGAUGUCCGAGAAAAACUGUGCUUGUUGGAACUCCAUGAUUUCAGGCUUUGCCAUUCACGGACAAUGCAAAGAAGCUCUUGAGUUUUUCUUGAAAAUGGAAGACUCAGGUCAGAAACCCGAUGAAGUAACAUUUCUCAUUGUAUUAUCGGCAUGUGCUCAUGGUGGUUUUGUGGAUGAAGGCUUGGAAAUCUUCUCAAAGAUGGAUAAAUGCAACAUACAAGUCAGGGUUAAGCAUUAUGGCUGCUUGGUUGAUUUAUUAGGGAGGGCUGGAAGAUUGGAAGAAGCUUUUAAGCUAAUCAAGAGAAUGCCAGUGGAACCAAAUGAUGCAGUCUGGGGUGCUUUGCUUGGAGCAUGCAGAAUCUACUUAAAUCUGGAGAUGGCAGAGGAUGUCUUGAAGGACAUUAGAACACUUCAUUAUGAUGAAGAUUCCCCGGAUGACUCUCAUUAUGUGCUACUGUCAAACAUUUAUGCUGCUUCUGAUAGAUGGGAGAAGGCCGAGAGGAUGAGAUUAGUCAUGGGAUACGAAGGUUUUCAGAAAGUGCCAGGAUGCAGUUCUGCAGUGGUUGCUGGCUGUGAAGGUUGGUGACUGUGAAGGCCAGUUUUCCUCCCACAGUAUUUUAUUCCAUGUUAUACAAUGUUCAGAGGGGUUAGUGGGGAACUAGCAGUGUUUAGUGUUCUCGAGGUUUACUCACCUAAGUGGUGUUUACUCAUCACGGAAAAAAUAUCAUGUCAUACUGGACAAUAUGCUGAGACUAAAUUUCUACGGUGCUGGCCAGUGGUGAAGUCUAUUAACUACCGUGCAUUCAAGUCAAAACACCAGGCCCAACUACGGGGUAGCAAAUAUUCAUUGGGUCGACACAGAGAGAUGAGAACUGUCGUGUCUUUAGCCAUGGGCAUAGUGCUAAAGCUACUCUACAUCAGGCUUGCAAAUACUUGGAAGAGGCAUGUCUAGUACUCGCAUCGUGCUGCCUGCUGCUUUCGUAGAUGUAUGUAGGAAAAGAAAAGGUCCCCAUUGUUCAUACAAAUGAGGAUCAUUCACCAAAUCUCAUCCUCUACCUUGAAAAGAAAUUGAAGCUCGACAUAUAAUGGAGUUUGAAUUAGCC
Messenger RNA from Rhodamnia argentea, 2343 nucleotides. Its product is annotated as pentatricopeptide repeat-containing protein At3g21470. The transcript has a single exon. Gene Ontology annotation, biological process: RNA modification. NCBI's taxonomy places the organism in Eukaryota, Viridiplantae, Streptophyta, Magnoliopsida, Myrtales, Myrtaceae. The coding region runs from base 168 to 1826 and encodes 552 amino acids. Gene Ontology annotation, molecular function: RNA binding; protein binding. The record is from RefSeq and is a predicted model, not a curated record.